Molecule: messenger RNA, 749 nt
Organism: Paraglomus brasilianum
Lineage: Eukaryota; Fungi; Glomeromycota; Glomeromycetes; Paraglomerales; Paraglomeraceae
Source: the annotation of a GenBank genome assembly
AUGGAAGCGGCACAGCUCGAACAGCUUCUAAACAAUUUGACCACCAAUAUGGAGAAAAUUAAAUUCCAAGCUCCUGUUAUUCAAAUGGAGCAGAAUAUCCGACCUUACGAUAUUCAAUUUAUUGAAGGAAAAACCAAUCCGAGAAAAUUCCUUGAGGAAUUGGAAAAACGGUUUAACGCGAAUAAAGUGGACAAAUAUGCCAGAAAAAUCAAAAUCCUAUGCUCUAUCGUACCUACGCCCAUUGCCGAUUGGGUAACUGAGUGGUCUAAUCAAACCUAUGGAGCAGCAUGGACUAACGAAGGGAAUGUCGAUCGCUCGUUAUGCCAUCAAUUUACCAAAAAAUUUAUUACUGCUCCGUUAAAGAGGAAACUCCGCGACGAGUAUAAUAAAUUAACUUUGGGAAAAGACCAAUCGGUAAAUGAUUAUGCUAGGAAAUUGGCAGAAUACUGGCACGAUUUACAAAAUGAACCAGGAGAGGCCGAAAGAGUGGAUAGAUUUAUCCAAGGCUUACCUAAUUCAAUGAAAUUGGUUAUUUACCAACAAGGAGAGCCUGCCACUAUUGGCGAUGCUCUCGAAAGAGCUCGAAACGCCGAAUUAGCUCGUAUGUUUGAAACUGAAGACGAUAAACAAGACGUUCAUAAAAAAGGGGAAAUUUUAACCGCUCGCGAAACGUGCAAUGUUAUAAUUGCGGAAGAAAUGGCCACUAUGCAAGAGAUUGCAGAACUCCUAAGUGUCAAAAUUGCGGGAAG